This is a messenger RNA of Bemisia tabaci, 1195 nucleotides long. The record is from RefSeq and is a predicted model, not a curated record. NCBI's taxonomy places the organism in Eukaryota, Metazoa, Arthropoda, Insecta, Hemiptera, Aleyrodidae.
UUAAAUUUUAUUUAUCAGCAGUCCUACUCCCUCUACUCUCAAUUGUUUUUUCUGCUUGUUGCGCGCGCGCGUGUGUGUGAGGAGUCACCUAGAGAAGUGUUGGACGGUUUUAUUAAGUUACUUGACAGCCUAACCGGGGCCUCUCAACCCCCGACAUUAGCAGAAAUGAUCAGAGCUUAUCUAAUAGCAACUGCUGGUCUAGGUGUCACCUGUUUUGUCGCUGGGAUGCUGCCUCGUUUGAUCAGCUUCCAAAUUCGCUCUUCAAGGUCUUUGAUUUUAUCGUUUUGUCUCUGCUGUGGAGCUGGUGUUCUUCUUGCCACAGCUAUGGUUCACAUUCUUCCAGAAAUCAGUGAAAAAAUACCUAACUUGGCUGCCGUUGUAUUUUGCGCUGGAUUUCUGAUGCUAUUCUUCAUCGAUGAGAUGGUUCACUUUUGGUGCAGUUCGAAGAAUGGUGACUAUGAAGACAUGGAUCCUCUGUUGAAUGGAACUUCUCAUCAUCACUAUGGAGCAAUUCCUCGACCAAUUGAAAAUGAUUUGAACUUUUCCUCUGAAGAAAGUGAUGGGAGUGCUUCCUCCUCGCGUGCAAGUCAUAAUUCACCAUCAACUACAAAGAGAAAAGCUGAAAAGCAGCCUUCAACUUCUUCUACAAGCACUGGCACCAGCACAGAUGAUUAUUUAUCAAGUCACUGUCAUUCCGGGUCUACUAGCGGUCAAGUUGCAUUACUUGCUGCGCUAUCCCUACACUCAUUACUGGAAGGGGCAGUUAUUGGCGUGCAGCAUGAGCCCAUAGAGAUAUUAUUCCUAACGAGUGUUGUUGCCAGCCAUAAAAUUAUUGUGUCUCUGUGUCUGGGAAUGGAAUUAGCAGCUCAGUACUGCUCCUUAAAGCGGCACCUAGGAGCUAUACUUUUUUUCAUUUUCGGUUCAAUACUAGGCAUUGUUAUCGGCAUGUCAGUCCACAUUCAAAACGCAGUCAACAGUAAUUCUCUUUAUAUUCUCCAGGGGCUGGCAGGAGGAACACUCUUGUAUGUUACUGUAUGUGAAGUUCUUCCUAGAGAGAGAGCAAGAUGGCAAACAGUGCAAGGCGCUGGUUUAGUCCAAUUUGCUGCUGUUUCGACCGGAUUUGGUCUAUUAGUUUUUUUUAACUCCAAAUGUUAAGAUUUUAAUGAGCUCAAAUAAUUUUUUCUUAUCAUCACAA